Molecule: messenger RNA, 1197 nt
Organism: Colletotrichum karsti
Lineage: Eukaryota; Fungi; Ascomycota; Sordariomycetes; Glomerellales; Glomerellaceae
Product: phosphoribosylglycinamide synthetase
Exons: 3
Coding region: 1-1197 (398 amino acids)
Biological process (GO): peptidoglycan biosynthetic process
Molecular function (GO): metal ion binding; D-alanine-D-alanine ligase activity; ATP binding
Source: RefSeq, a predicted model, not a curated record
AUGCACCAAUUUGCGCGCGUAGUGCGCAGGGCGACCUCCUCAUCGCCGCUCGUCUCGACCUUGCACCUGGUGCAUUGUCGGAUUGGACGACGUCAUGCCCAAGCCUUCAGUUCGUCUAUCAGCGCCCAACAGCAACCGAAAGUUGCAGUGCUCUACCAAGAGAUCGACCCUCCCGUUAUCGCAGGCAACGUUAAGCCCAAGAAACCUGGUGGCUACAAAGACUCCGGGGCCGAUAUUGCUUACAACUUGAGCCUCUCCCAAAAUGUCGAUGUUUUAAGUCCGGAGUCGAAACCCGAUCCCGUGAAGGAUGCCGAUUGGUGUUUUCCGGACAAUGAAGAAGGCAUUCUGCAUGCAAUCGAAAGAGGCGCCACGCACUUGUGGGCGAACACGAUCCUCUUUGCGAGUCAUCCGCUCCAGACCUCAAGAGAAAUUGGGAAAUAUGAGAAUCGCUUGCGCGUGGUGGGCCAGGGUCCUGUGAUUGUCGAGAAAUAUGACGACAAAGACUUCGUCAACACGCUUUUACGCCAGGAAGGACCUUUCACAAUGCCCAAAGCCUGGACAAUCCAUGCCGACCGAGACACUCCCCAAUACAGCGCAUAUCCGUACCCAGUGGUCGCGAAGCCAGCUAGAGGUCGCGGCAGUCAUGGAGUCAAAGUCUGUCAGGAUGAGGUCGAGCUGGCCGCGCACAUCAAGCUCUUGACGUCGGAGGGCACCAAUGCCAUUAUCGUUGAGGAGUUCCUGGCCGGAGAGGAAGCCACUGUGACGGUGAUGCCCCCAACAUCAGACAAGGGGUACUGGUCGCUGCCGGUGGUCACUCGCUUUAACCACCAGGAUGGAAUUGCCCCUUACAAUGGAACUGUGGCCGUGACAGCCAACUCCAAGGCUGUUAUUGGAUCUGAGGAUCCUGCGUACAGUGAUGUCGCAAGGGAGUGCGAGCUUGCUGCAAAGCUUCUUGGUACUACCGCCCCCAUUCGGAUUGACGUUCGUCGUUUUCGCGCACAGUCGAAGUUUGCUCUUUUCGAUGUUAACAUGAAGCCGAACAUGACCGGGCCUGGCAGACCAGGACGCGACGAGCAGGCAAGCCUGACCCUUCUCGCAGCCGCCGCUCUUGGAUGGGACUACAAAGAACUCCUGCGUCAAAUUCUGGGAACAUCAUACACGCUGGAGGCUUUGAGGAAGCUCGAACCGCGACUUUGA